Messenger RNA from Syzygium oleosum, 1047 nucleotides. RefSeq lists its product as uncharacterized. The transcript is spliced from 8 exons. NCBI's taxonomy places the organism in Eukaryota, Viridiplantae, Streptophyta, Magnoliopsida, Myrtales, Myrtaceae. Gene Ontology annotation, molecular function: ubiquitin-protein transferase activity. The record is from RefSeq and is a predicted model, not a curated record. The coding region runs from base 1 to 975 and encodes 324 amino acids.
AUGCAAUGUCCGUAUGAUGCAUCUUCGUUCCUGAUUGCCUGGGCUCGGCUUUCAAUGCUGGGAACGGUGCCCCAUGUGCCGGGCAGCGGAGGAAGGGGUCUGGAGGAGCUUCCCGACCACAGCUCCUCGGAGCAGCAGAGCGGGUGCCCAUACGACCCAGGAAGAUGUGCAGGAGCCACCCAAUCUGCUAUGACUGUAGACUCGGGGCUUCUUUCCUUUUGGAUUUUGAUCUUGGCUUUGUUAGAUCAGUUUGAUAAGUUACAGAAGGAGGUGAAGAAGUUUCUGAAGAAAAUGGCAGCUGCAUCAAACGACACUUCAAACCACCAGAGCCACUGCACUAUCUGCUUAGGGGGCCUGGCUGUGCGGACCACCGUGACCCUUCGCUGCCGCCACACGUUCCAUUUAGCUGUCUCGGUUUUGUUUCCGGGCGAUGAAUCGUUUUUGCCUUUUGCGAUUGUAUCUUAUUCAGAUUGCCUGGGCUCGGUUUUCAAUGCUGGGAACGCGAUGCGCUGCCCCGUUUGCCAGGUGCUGGAGGAAGGCGUCUGGAGGAGCUUCCCAACCAGAGCUCCUCGGAGAUGCAGAGCAGGUGCCCGCGUGGUCCAGGAAGAUGUGCAGGAGCCCCCUGUCCGAAUGCCACCACCAUCUGGAAUUUACUUCCUUGAUCAGGGAUCUGCCGGGAGCUUAUUUGGACACUUAGCUGGUGCAUCUCCUGGGGGGCAGUCAAUGAAUUUACCAUCUUCACCAGCGCGGGCCAUGAUGCCUGCUGCAAACAAUCGUUCCAGCUCAAGUGGCCUGCUACCAGCUGAGCAGACGGCUUUUCAAGCUGAAGGAUCUGGAACAGUCAACAUCGAGUCACCCGACAUUGGUGAAGUGGUGCUGGCUUUAAGUGCGGAUGUUCCUCCGGUAGAUGGAAUAGAUGGUUCCGAGGAUAUUAUGUCAGAUGGCGAGCAAUCUGUUGAGGACCUGUCAGAGUGAUCGGACAGAGGAAACCAGAUGGAAGUUCUGUUUCUGAACUGAUCUCAUCAGUAUGGUGGGGUAGUGAAGAAG